UUUACGGAUGAAGUUUGAUGUCACUGAAUACAACAUGGCGGUAUAGUAGUGGUGUGUUUAUGCAUGGUCGCUUGGAUGAAAACGUCGAACAUAUGGAAUAUAUUCCUUUUAACUGAUUAUUUAACCUAGAGGACGGCAUGCUCCGCAGAUCCAGGAUCAGUGUUCGGCCCAAUGUCAAGCCAGCUGGCAGAGGCCCAGCCCCUGUCUCCUCCCAGGACACUCCUCCACCUCCCCAGGAGGUUCCAGCUGCAGGGUCCCAGGCAUCUGAGGACUCUCCGCUGGCAGGCAGUCAGGGGGUUGAUGACUCCACUGCUACUGGAGUGGAAGAGUCCUCUGCACCCAGGGAGGAUGGAAAAGACCUGAAUGCCGAGACUUCGAGUGGCACCACCUCUGUCAGUCUUCAAAGGAGGAAGCGGUUCUCUGUCAUGCCAAACCUGGCCAAACCCCGGGCUGCUGCUACACCGGCCCUCACCCGCUCCGCACCGCGGGCCCCCAAGUCCCCUGGGAAAGCAGUCAGUGAGGCGCCUACUCCAGCCCCCAAAGCUCCAGAAGCCCCCAGCCAACCAGACAGUGGACCCUCACAGGGCAUGAGAUCCCCAAGACGGAGGCCCUCUGGAGGUGGUAGGCCGGCCAAAAGCCAGACGAAACCCAGUUCCCUGUCCUCAGCUUCCCCAGGCCCUGAGACCCCUCUGGAGAAGGAGACCGUGAAAAUCUCUUCCCCAUCAGAACUUGUGACCCAAGCUGUUGACGAUCAGACAACAUCCCCACAGGUCACUGAACAAGACAGAGGCUUUGUCCAAUCCGAUCUCCCAAAAAAGCCACCUAAAGCGACAUCUGCUCCGCUGGAGAAGGUCAAAUCAUCAUCCCUUCCAGACAGAGAGGGUGUCUCAGUAUCAGAGAGAGCUAAGACUCUGGCAGCAAGGUCGGUGCAGGGUGGAUUCACCGGGCUGGCUCCUGGGAAGACUCGGCUUAGCAGGUUCGUCAAUGACCCAACCGACCUACAGAGGCUCGCUAAGGCCCGGAAGCUUCGAGAACUGCUGAGGCAGGAGAUGAACAAAGAGAAGAAACGAAGCAAAGCCCAGGUGUGUGUGAAGGAAUACAACCUGGAUCCCACCAAGAUGACCAUGCGAGACCUUAUCUACUACCUCCCUGAAACUAAUCCCAUGACGUCCUAUCUGGAAGAGGACCAGGGUGACAAUGAGACUGUACUGCCACUCACUCCACCAAGAGAACAGUCACCUGAGAAACCCCCAACACCAAAGGCCUUGGCGGAAGUGGACACCCAGAGGGAUGAGGACGAGAGAGAGGACGACGAUGCUGACGGUGGGGUCUUGGUUCCGCGAGUGAAAGUGGCCGAGGAUGGCUCUCUGAUCAUCGACGAGGAGAGUUUGACGGUGGAGGUCUUGAGGCAGAAAGGGCCCAACCCAGCGGACGACAGAGACCCCAUCUUUGAACGUGGCUCCACAACAACCUAUUCCAGCUUCAGGAAAGGGACACACGUCAAGCCCUGGUCCAACAAAGAGACGGACAUGUUCUUCCUGGCCAUCAGUAUGGUGGGAACAGACUUCUCUAUGAUUGGUCAGCUGUUCCCUCACCGCGGUCGCACUGAGAUCAAGAACAAGUUCAAGAAAGAGGAGAAGGCCAACAGCUGGAGGGUUGACAAGGCCUUCAAGGAGAAGCGGAGGCUGGACGUGGCGUUCUUCUCUAGCCUCCUGGAGAAGAUCUUGGCUGUGCAAUCAAAAAAGAAAAACAAGUGCCCCACAGAGAAUAAAGUGAUGAAGAAAAAGACCCAGACCAAAGAGAAGAAAGCAGGGAAGCAGCUGAGCGACGUGGAGGAGGAAGGGUCAGACCUGGAGGUGGUUGGAGAGGGGGUCGGGGAGGGAGAGAAGGAGAAUGAGGACAUCUCUAACGAAGGGGCCCCACCUGCCCCCAAUCCCCCCAAGAGGAAGCGCAAAAGGACAGCUGGGGCAGAGUCCUCCCCCGAUAAAGCCAAGGGCAGAAAGAAAAAGAAAAGCAAACUAAUAAUAAGUGAUGAAGAAGAGACCGGUCUGCCUGAAGAGUCUGAUGCUGGGGUUCCAGAAGGUCAAGUGCCGGAAGAUGAUUCAACUGCUCACAGUUUAAAGCAGGCAGAAGAGCCAGUGGAAGGAGCCAAGGGACUGGGGGUGAUCAAACCAGCCAAGCUCUCCCGAGGUCAACCCCAGAGACCCCCACUUAACCUGGGUAGGAAGGGGGGGAAGUGUGGCCCAGGGCCCACGGCCAAGCCUUCUAAUAAGGAGGGGGCUUCGCAUGUGGAGGAGAUCACAGAACAAGGGCUUCCUAUAGAACAGGUUAAUGAAGAUGCCUCUAAGCCUAAAAGUGAGAAAAAGAAGGCUUGUGAACUCUCUUCAUCUGAUGAAGAAGAAGAAGCCAAUGAUAAACCCGUCAAGCCAACCAGGUAUGGCAGAAUUCCCAAAAAGACCAAGUUCAUGAAUUUCCCAGGGAAUGAGGAUGGGAACUUGACCUCCGACUCUCCCGCUGCACCUGUCAUGGACGAAUCCCCCUCCACAUCCUCUUCCACCAACCCCAAAGCCAAACCACCAACCAGAAGGGCCAAAAUCAAGCCUGGCCCCGCCCUGCCUGGUAGGAAGGGCCAAUUGGCAGCUAUGAAAUCCAAGCUGGUCACCCUCAGGGCAUCCCAGUCUGAAGAUGAUGAUGAUGAUGAUGAGGGCAGUGGAGGACAGAGAGAGGAGGCACUGAUCGAGGAGGACCUCCACACUCUCACCUACCCAGAAGAGCAGAACCAGGCUCCGGCAUUUGUUCCCAUGAGCCUCCGCUCUCCACAGCCCAUCAUCACAGAGGUUGAGGAGACCAUGGAGGAGUUCGAUAUCUCCGUCAACGUGCCUGAUGUCCUGGGUAUUUCCCAUGAUGCAUUCUGCCCUGACUCGUCAUGCGAGCGGGGUCAGGGGGGUGAAGUGGGCACAGUGCCCUGUGAACAUCAGUUGGACUUGUUAGUAGAUGUCAUUGACUUCCUGUCUCCAGAUAACAUGGACGUAUCUGAAGAGAGCUACAAUGACGCAGCUAGAACCUUACUGGCCAUCGGCAACCUCAGCUACGUGUCCCAGGCUGAGACAUCCACUGGAGCAGCAGAGGAUUUCAUCACGGAAGAAUGUUCCAAUAAGGACCAACUCCUCCAGGUAGUCACUGAGGCUUCACAAACUGCUGAGGAUACUGUCCCUGUUGCCCCAGCAACAUCCCCUAUCGCUGUCACCACCACAAGCAAAACAGCAUCUCCUCCAGUCACCACGACAACAGCGUCUCCUCCAGUCACCACGACAACAGCGUCUCCUCCAGUCACCACGACAACAGCGUCUCCUCCAGUCACCACGACAACAGCGUCUCCUCCAGUCACCACGACAACAGCGUCUCCUCCAGUCACCACGACAACAGCGUCUCCUCCAGUCACCACGACAACAGCGUCUCCUCCAGUCACCACGACAACAGCGUCUCCUCCAGUCACCACGACAACAGCGUCUCCUCCAGUCACCACGACAACAGCGUCUCCUCCAGUCACCACGACAACAGCGUCUCCUCCAGUCACCACGACAACAGCGUCUCCUCCAGUCACCACGACAACAGCGUCUCCUCCAGUCACCACGACAACAGCGUCUCCUCUAGUCACCACGACAACAGCGUCUCCUCUAGUCACCACGACAACAGCGUCUCCUCUAGUCACCACGACAACAGCCUUUGUCCCCGUGUCUCAGAUUAGUGGAAUGCCUCCUGUAGAAGCACUACCCAAAGAGGAGACUCUCCAGCAGGGGGAGUUUUGUUCAGAAGAAGCAGAGGUCUCAGAGAAACCGUUGUCCCCAAAAACCAGGAGAAGCCGCUUCCCUAAGGUUAAACCCAAUCUUUGUCGGACUGCCAGAUCAACUCAACCCAAACGUAAACUGUCUACAGAAAAUACAUCUCCACAGGCCGAAUCACCAAAACCUGAAGAAGAUACUACCCUGCAACCAAAACCACAACCUGGAGAAAUUAUUACCAUAAAGCCAGAACUACCACAACCCCCCAAACAUUCUACAGAAAGUCAUACCAUACAGCCAGAACUACCACAACCCCCAAAAAAUACUACAGAAAGUCAUACCGUACAGCCAGAAUUUCCACAACCCCCCCAAAAUACUACAGAAAGUCAUACCGUACAGCCAGAACUACCACAAACCCCCCAAAAUAAUACAGAAGGUCAUACCAUACAGCCAGAACUACCCCAGGCUGUGGAUGAUACUACCACACAGCCAGAACAACUACAACCAAGAGAAAACAUUAAGAUUCUACCCAAAACACAUCAGACCAGCACCACACUUUCAGACCCACCACCAGCCGUUAAUGUCACCAGAGAAGCAACACCGCCUACCAACAAUCUUACCAGGCAAUCAGAAGGCCAGACCCGACUAAGAACUACCUCGCAUUCAAAAAUGCAGCCCACCACAAAUAACAUCCCCCACUCAGAACCACUGCCCAUUCAGAGGACCAGAAUUGCCCGUUCCAAGCGGCAGUCCUCAUUGAAUGAACCAACCCCACCCACACUUAAUUCCCCCACAAACAAAUGUCCUAAACCACAAUCCACAGAAAGUACAACCAUACUCCCAGAAUCCGGCCCAAGCCCAGAGCAGAACAGUCCAGGUACAUGUAGAACCAGAGCCCCUGACCCAGAGUUCUCUCUGCAGUCAUCUGAAGACGUAAAAGGUGACAGUGACGUUAAGGAAAUUACUUCCUCGUCCCUCAGUGCUGAAGGUUCCCUGUCAGGGACAUCAGACCCAAAACAGCCAAAGCAGACUGGUCCACCAACCCGCAGGGCCCGUUUGCCUAAACCCAAACCCAACCUGGGUCACCCCACCAGAGGCACAACACGUUCUGCAGCCCAGGUAUCAGAAAGCAGUAACAAACCUGAUGUCCAGACACCAUCUGUUGAGGCUACCAGCCCCUGUCAGGAAGUUCAGACACCAUCUGUUGAGGCUACCAGCCCCUGUCAGGAAGUUCAAAGGCAAGAAACUGUCCAAACACCAGAGAAAGCUGAUGUCGUUUCCAUGGAUAUACAACAAAUUCAUCAUGUCAUCCCCUUUUCGGACAUCAUCGAUACGACCCAGGGGAAUACAUCUGUCUUCACCGAGGAGCAUUUCUUCACCCCACAAAGCGUUGCCGUCAACACCCAGAACUCGGAAAGUUUGGUCUCAUCUGUUGUGUUCAACCUGGACCAGGACCAGCAAGAUCCCGACGAGCCCAUCUUCAUCCUCUCCCUGACCGAAAUCCCAGUCCACCCUACAGGGGAGGAGUACACCCUCUCUGAGGCCUUCUCUUUUCAACCGGCUGAGGGCGCUUGCAUUCAACUGCAGCAAAGCAGUGACAGUGUUGCCCCUGGAGGUGGUUUGGGGAAAGGGGAUGCUGGCGUCCUCCAUAGUGUCCCUGAGUCUGUGCCAGUGGACCUGAUCGUCCCUCAACCUUCCCACACCCCUGUCAGCGAAGCGGAAUGUGACUCCACGGCUAGCCCAGAAGGUGUGGGCGUCUCAGCCAAUCCCUCGGGGGACCCCACAGCCGGCGCUGAGUCCGACGAGGACGUGGCUCCUCCGACUGAGAAGACAGAAGUGCCAGAGAGAGCCAGGAGAGGCAAACUGCUGGUGAGACCUACCUGCCCACGAAGGCUCACUCGUUCAGCCGUCACCGAGGAAGCAGUGUCCAACCUCCCCCCAGGCCGAGCCCCCUCCGCUGACCACCCUCCAGCCUCGCCGCAACCCUCCGUCACCAGGCCGGCAUUGGGAGACGCGGGGGCCGAUGAGUCGCAGCAGAGAGUACUGGGCCAUUUAAACCUCCCAGAGACAGAAGACGCUGGUGGGAAGGACCGUAGUUUGGGGGCGGAGAUUCAGGCUGCCCAAUCAAUUACACCACUGGUUACGACAAGUCCAUUGAGCAGGCCUGGUAGGAGACCCAGAGGAUUCCUGUCGUUCAUGUCCAAUAAGCCCCUCACACCUGCCUCCUCUGCCCCUGCUCGAGGUCCCAGAGCAGCCGCUCAGAGGCCCCAGGUCAACACCAACCGCACUGGGGGGAAACGGGCUGACUCCGCUCCCUCCUCCGUCAGAGCCAUGCCUGCACGUUUCACCAGCCCCACUAGAACCACCAUUAAGCCUGACGGUUCCCCGACGGUGACCUGGGGAAAACCCUCUGAUGUUCAAACCACCAAAUCAGACCCAGAGCCCAGUACCUCCCAGGGUACAGCUUCCCAGCCUUCUCAGGGGCCAGAUGGCCAGCCCAGUGCCUCUCCCUGUGUGGACAGCUACUCAACAGACGAGGAACCCAUCAACGUGUCCCAGUACUUUUUCAGUGACAUCUUCACUGAGGUUGAGGAGAAUGAGGGGUGACCGGAAAGAUAACAAGGCAUCUUUUAAUUCAUUGAACCGAGCUGAAGAACAAACUGCUAAAAAGUACUUGAAGAUUUUUGGAUGUAGCACUAAAAUCACAUCGCUUUGUGGUUAUGCUAACAAGGUUUCUGGUUUGCGGUGAAUAUAUUUGGCCACUAGAUGGCCACAAAACAGAACUUAAGACGAUUAUUUCAGAAGAAAACACUUUUUUUGUCCUGCUUAGGAACUUUGCUCUAAUUUGUGCACCUUUGCUAUAAUAAUAUCUUGAAUCAUAUUCAGACAACUUUGUAUCCUAAUAACAUAUUUAUAUUUAUUUGGUUUUAUUUCUUUUAAACCACUUAGGUAGACAUUAACAAUUCAAACUCACUUCUAUAGCACUCGCCAGUUUUGCAGUUUGCUCAGGGACUUUCAAAUUCAUAUUUGAGUUCUUUUUUUAUAGGUUUGCUGUUAGUCACAUGAUCACGCCAUUGAAUUUGCCAAGUUUCUCCAAAAACAAACAGGCUUUAAGUUAUCUCACUGGUUCUAAAAUUGAUCUCAACCUUUCUCAGACAAACUGCAUCACCGCCAAUCACAAUCCAAAUCAAAAUAAUUCAUCACUGAUCGCAAUCUCAGUUUUAAUAGGCUAGAAUAGGUUGUCACUCUUAGUGUCUGCUAAACCAAUAAUUUGUAAGGAGGGACUUUCCAGGUGGAAAGAGAUUACAGAUGAUCAUGUGACUGGAGUGCUCUGUUAAAGCAUGUUUACAUUUACAUACGAAGCCCUUGUCUUACAGUGAACAUUGUGUAAAUAUGUUAAUUAUAAUUUAGAUCAGAUAUAUUGCAGGGGGGAUUUUGGUGCAUGAAAAAGACUUGUUGUGCAGCUUCACAAUGUUUAUUAAAUGCUGCCUGAUGACACUGUUUACAGAGUCCUCAUUUAAUCAAUGUACCGCUACAACAAAUGCACUAGUCCAUUUUCAGUUCUCAAAUUUUUUGUUUUCAAAUUAGCAUAGCUGUUAUGUUGCUAAUGUAAAAUAUGUGAAUAAAGUUGUGUAUGUGAAUGUC
Esox lucius (northern pike) is the source of this 7427-nucleotide messenger RNA. RefSeq lists its product as uncharacterized. The record is from RefSeq and is a predicted model, not a curated record. Gene Ontology annotation, biological process: RNA polymerase III preinitiation complex assembly. Bases 138 to 6389 code for a protein of 2083 amino acids. The transcript is spliced from 23 exons. Gene Ontology annotation, molecular function: TFIIIC-class transcription factor complex binding. NCBI's taxonomy places the organism in Eukaryota, Metazoa, Chordata, Actinopteri, Esociformes, Esocidae. Gene Ontology annotation, cellular component: transcription factor TFIIIB complex.